Messenger RNA from Daldinia loculata, 2330 nucleotides. RefSeq lists its product as uncharacterized. Bases 191 to 2089 code for a protein of 632 amino acids. The record is from RefSeq and is a predicted model, not a curated record. Lineage: Eukaryota; Fungi; Ascomycota; Sordariomycetes; Xylariales; Hypoxylaceae. The transcript is spliced from 2 exons.
AAAUUUGGUGUACCAACAUAACAUAACAUAUACGUAUAUAAUAAGCAGUCGAUCCCGUAAUGUCAUGAUUAUAAUACUUCACCAUCAAGGCAAUUGGAAGGGAGCUGAACUAUAGAGCAGCAGCGAAGGAAGCUCUUCAGUACAGAUAUCGCAGCUCCAAGAUAAGUUGAUCAGCUAGUCUACCGCCAAUAUGUGGAAUCAAGUCGUUCUUGCGGCUCUUAUCCCGGCUAUGAUGGCCAAGCCCAUCGCGCCACGAGGCGAAAUGACUGGUGUGCAAGAGUCUCAUGAUUCCCCGGUCUUUGAUUCUGCCGUACUUCGCAAUAACACAUUGAUGGCAAUCGCCAAGGCCGUGGAGCUCGAGAACUCCGAUUCGGCCGUGGAGGAGACAUCACAGAACAAUCAAAUGACCCAAGCCGAGCGUCGACAGAUUAGUCCCAGCCAGAUCUCUGACCUUUCGAGCCGUGCCGCCUCUACCAUCUUCAACGGGGCUUCCGCAGGCGUCAUGUCGUGGGCGACUAGCGUUGGUAAUGCUAUGUCCACCAAUCACCCUCUUGUGCCGCGCGCUAAGAAAGGGAGCAAACCGAAAGCGACCCCAACCCCUACUCGUACUACUUCAGCUUCUGGUACUGCUACCGCUUCAAAUUCUACCCAGGCCACUGCAUCUCAGAACUGUAACUGUAUUAGUGCCUGUGCCAGCGAGGACGGAAAGGCUACUCAGAUGGGGUGCAUGAAGAAAUGCUCAAAAGAUUGCGAUGGCGACGAUGACAAGGAAAAGAAUAGCGAUCUUCUCAAGUCUCUCUUAGGAAGUCUUGGUGGGAGGAGCAUCCCGGCGCCACCUCCCAUGCUUCCCCAUCGCAAGUUCACCCGCCCACGUCCAGCCAAGACCGUGCAUGAAGCUGCCGGUGCCGAGUUCGAGGACUUCGAAGCUUGCAUGAACAACUGCAAGACUCACAACUGCCAGCACUCUGAAGUCGGAAUCUCUAUCUCGCAGUGUGGCGACACCUCAUGCGAAGAUGCAUGCGCCAAGUUCAAGUCGUCCAAGUCUAGGUACAGCAAGAGCAUUCAGAAGAAGCAUGUUCGCCCUGUUGCCGACCGUGUGAAGGCUGACACGCCGCUCCCCAAGCCAAAGAAGCCUGUAGCUGCUGCUCAACACAACGAAGCCUUCGAGAAAUGCAUAAAGAAAUGUCAGAGCCACAACUGUCAACACUCCGAAGUUGGAAUCUCUAUUUCUCAAUGUGGUGAUACCUCGUGUAUGGAGUCGUGCGCCAAGUACAAGGAAGGACAGUCUAUGGUCAUCACUAGACAGGCUAGACACCCUGGAAAGACUGGCGACGUACCUGACGUGCCUGAUGUUCCCGCUGUCCCUACUGUCCCUGAUGUUCCUGAAGUACCUCCUACACCUGAAGUCCCUGAGGUCCCGGCCGUUCCCGCCGUCGCUGAAGUCCCCGAAGUCAAAGGCGGGCCCAUGAAGGCUGCUGCCCCUGCCUCUACCCCUGCUCCCGCCCCCGCUACCCCCGGCUCGCCCAAGCACCGCGGUCCAUCCACCGGCCACAAAGACACCCCCGUCAAAGGCGUAGCCCAAGAAGGCGAGUACGAAGCCUGCCUCAAGGAAUGCAAAACGCACAACUGCCAAAAAUCCGGCGUCGGCAUCGACAUCGAGCAGUGCGGCGACACCUCCUGCGUCGACGCCUGCGCGUCUUUCAAAGAGUCCGUCCACGCCGGCGUCAGCGCGCACAAAGUCAAAGUCCCCUCUGCCCCCGGCCGUCUAGAAGACCAUCCCGGCCCCGACCCCCCGGUCGUCAAGACGGUGCCUGAGGCCAGCGCGCACGAGAGCAAGGAGUUCCAGGACUGUGUGAAGCAGUGCAAGACGCAUAACUGCCAGAAGGCGGAUAUUGGGCUCGAGGUCUCGCAGUGUGGGGACACGUCGUGUUCUGAGUCGUGUGCCCAUCUCAAGGAGGGUAAGGCGGCGCAUAUUGCUGGUGAGCCGAGGGCUAUGGAUACUACCGCUGCGGGGAUGGAGAUGGAUAUGGAUGUGGAGAUGACGACUGCGGCGGCGCCUGCAUUUACGCCUAUGCCGGUUUCUGCUUAGGUUUAGGGGUAUUAGUUGGGUUUUACUUCUUUUGUAUUUGGUCUGUUUAUUACCGUUGGACAAGAAUCAAAAAAUUAACAUGAAAUGGAGGAUUGGUCGACGGAAAUGCUUUUUACAAUGGCAGGACAUAAUGGGGCUUCAAUCUCCAGUGUGUUCUCAUGACCGGAUGACUCCGAUGGAUUAGGUUACGAAUUGUUGCGAAAUUUUCUAUUCUAUAUCUUAUAAGACUUCAUUCAAUUUG